AUGCCACCGCGACCUCGCAAGCAAUUGGACUCGAAAAGGAUCGAGGAUUCACUUCGAGCAAACAUUUUGCCAUUGGUAAGUUUAUUGAGCAAACUUAAUUCAUUGUAGUGGCCCUGUGGUCAAUAGUAGCAUGUUAUGCAGCUGAAUUCACGGCAAUUCAUGCAGUCAAUUUAUUAAAUUCGUCUAGAUCACCGAACAGUUGGAAGCGGUAGCAUGCCGUGCUGUUUGGAGAGUUCGUGAAACAAACAUUGACAUCGCAAGAAAUCAGAUCGCUUCAAAGCGACUUCGCCUUGACCAAGUGGUUUCUUCAAUGAACGGCGUUCAAUUCUUUUUUUCCUGCGUUACAAGUGUCAUGUGCAACGCAAAAUCCGCGAAAGACGACGACAACGAAACAAGUUACACGCCUGAAAGCUACCCAGCGAUUGCCUACUUCGUCGUGUACAAGGAAUGCGCAACUUGCAACGAGAAGAUCUUGUUUUCCACCAUUCACAACGAAGAAUUAGAAGCAGAGGUAUCGCGAAUUCGAGCGCGAAAAUCAUCCGAUAGCAAUAAUGAAAUGGAAAAAGCUGCAAAACAGUUAUUCCAAGUGGUCAAGGAUCACAGCAACAACACCAUCCAGGAGAUGCUCCAAAUAUCAAACGCGUAUUGCUACAAGAAUUCCGAGGGAACGCCGUCAGAUGAUGAUGAAGAGGAUGAUCAACCCGAGUUUGUUUCAACUCAUUUCCCCAAU
Paramuricea clavata is the source of this 730-nucleotide messenger RNA. The record is from the annotation of a GenBank genome assembly. Lineage: Eukaryota; Metazoa; Cnidaria; Anthozoa; Malacalcyonacea; Plexauridae.